CCUCGUGCUCCGGCCCACGUGACCGCGGUCGGGCACUGACUAGCGGGUCAGCGUGGCGUAGCCCGCGGUUGCCAUUUCCGUAUUUGGUGCCCAGGAAGUGGGUGACGAGGAUCCCCUAAAGAUAUCAUCACUUCCGGACAGCAGGAAGUAAAUUUAAGAAUACAACAUCUGGGUGGUGGCUUGGGCAGGAUACACGUGGUGCGGUACAAGAUGAUGGAUGCAGAAGUAAUUACUUUGCCAAAGAAGCAUAAAAAGAAAAAAGACCGGAAGCCAUUACGAGAAGAUCAUGUAGCUGAAAUACAACAUGCUGAAGACUUUCUUAUCAAACCAGAAUCCAAAGUGGCUCAAUUGGACACUUCUCAGUGGCCCUUGUUACUAAAGGAUUUUGAUAAGCUAAAUGUAAAGACAACACACUAUACGCCUAUUCCUUGUGGUUCAAAUCCUUUGAAGAGGGAGAUUGGGGACUAUAUCAAGACAGGUUUCAUUAAUCUUGACAAGCCUUCUAACCCGUCUUCCCAUGAGGUGGUAGCCUGGAUCCGACGAAUACUUCGGGUAGAGAAGACAGGUCACAGUGGCACACUAGAUCCCAAAGUGACUGGUUGUUUAAUUGUGUGUAUUGAACGAGCCACUCGUUUGGUGAAAUCACAACAGAGUGCAGGCAAAGAAUAUGUGGGAAUUGUCCGGCUGCACAAUGCUAUUGAAGGUGGCACUCAGCUUUCUAGGGCCCUAGAAACUCUGACAGGUGCCCUGUUUCAGCGACCCCCACUUAUUGCUGCAGUAAAGAGGCAGCUUCGAGUGAGGACGAUCUACGAGAGCAAAAUGAUAGAAUAUGAUCCUGAAAGAAGAUUAGGAAUCUUUUGGGUGAGCUGUGAAGCUGGCACUUACAUUCGGACACUUUGCGUACACCUUGGCUUGUUACUGGGAGUUGGUGGUCAAAUGCAGGAACUUCGGAGGGUGCGUUCUGGAGUCAUGAGUGAAAAGGACCACAUGGUGACGAUGCAUGAUGUACUCGAUGCUCAGUGGCUCUACGAUAACCAUAAGGAUGAGACUUACUUGCGGCAUGUUGUUUACCCUUUGGAAAAGCUGCUGACAUCUCAUAAACGGCUGGUUAUGAAAGAUAGUGCAGUGAAUGCAAUAUGCUAUGGGGCCAAGAUCAUGCUUCCUGGUGUUCUCCGAUAUGAGGAUGGCAUUGAGCUCAACCAGGAGAUUGUGGUCAUUACCACCAAGGGGGAAGCUAUCUGCAUGGCUAUUGCAUUGAUGACUACAGCAGUGAUUUCUACCUGUGAUCAUGGCGUAGUAGCCAAGAUAAAGAGGGUGAUCAUGGAGAGAGACACUUAUCCUCGUAAGUGGGGUUUAGGUCCAAAGGCAAGUCAGAAGAAGAUGAUGAUCAAGCAGGGCCUUCUAGACAAGCAUGGCAAACCCACAGACAACACCCCUGCCACUUGGAAACAGGACUACGUUGAUUACAGUGACUCUGGCAAGAAGGCAGCGGUUGCUGAAGCAGUACCAGCCCCUCAGUUAACUGCUGCUGCAGUAAAAGUCACAAAAAGGAAGUGGGAGAGUGACAGUGAAGGUGACGAGACCCCUCUAGGGGUCCCCCAGGUGAUGGAGAAGGAAAAGAAGAAAAAGAAGGACAAGAAGCCUAACACUGUGCCAGAAGGUGGGGGCGAAGCUGGACAUGGGGACAGUGAUACCAGCAAAACGAAAAAGAAGAAGAAGAAAGUAAAAGCGGUGGAAGAGAUAUCUGAAUAGUAAAAGCCACUUGAAGCAUUAUGUCAGGCUGGGAGGAGAAAUGGAAGCCUUAUUGAGAAAACAUUUUGUUGAGGGAGUAGAACACAGAGCUCUGGGACACUUUCCUUGCCACUUACGAUCUCGGUGGUUAGGGUGUGACCAUCUUGUACUGUCCUGUUCUAAGGCUAUGAGAGAUGAAAAGCAGGUUUUUGCCACUGACCUCUCUGCUUGCUUGAGUGGGGGAACACACCUUCAGACAUGAAACUGCCUAGUCACUGUCUGCAAAUGUUUACUACUGGCCAUUUUAAACAGUGUCAUAGAUGGUCCUUUCCUAAUGUUUGUAAAAAUUAAAUCUGAUGAAUAAAAUGGUAUAGAACUUAAAAAAAAUAUAGCAUCCACAUUCCUAAGAGGUACGGUGGGUGGUUUUUUGGUCAUUCAAUGGGUUAUGGAUAU
Molecule: messenger RNA, 2184 nt
Organism: Myodes glareolus (Bank vole)
Lineage: Eukaryota; Metazoa; Chordata; Mammalia; Rodentia; Cricetidae
Product: H/ACA ribonucleoprotein complex subunit DKC1-like
Biological process (GO): rRNA pseudouridine synthesis; box H/ACA sno(s)RNA 3'-end processing; mRNA pseudouridine synthesis
Cellular component (GO): box H/ACA snoRNP complex
Molecular function (GO): pseudouridine synthase activity; RNA binding
Source: RefSeq, a predicted model, not a curated record